AUGGUUUUAAUCAAAGUGGAGAAUCAUGAAGGGAAGAAUGUGAAUGCCAAUAAAUUUGAGCCUUUUUUUUUUGUAUUAUUUGGUGAUAUACAAUAUGGUAUGAUACGAGGUAAUCAUGGUUGGUACGAAGAAAGAGAAUUAUUAAAAAGUGCUAUUGAAAAAACGAAUAAACUGAAGCCUCCAUUUGUGGUAGCUUUAGGUGAUUUAACAAAUAAGUUUCCUCUUGAUCCUAUACAAACCAAUCAAAUUACUGAUUUAAAGAAUGAUUUUAAAUUAUUAGAUAAGGAUAUUGAUUUGUAUGUAUUUUGUGGUAAUCAUGAUGUUGGUAAUAAGCCUUCUAUGGAAGGUAUGGAAUAUUUUGAAGAGCAAUGGGGUGAUAGUUAUUAUAGUUUUGUUUAUAAUAAUUGUGCAUUUAUUGUAUUGAAUUCUCCUAUAUUAUAUGAUGAGACACAUGUUAAAGAAAUGAAAGAAGAACAAUUAAAAUGGUUAGAAAAAACUUUAGAAAAAUUACAUUCCUUAAAUGUAAAACACAAGUUUUUGCUUUUACAUCAUGCUUUAAUGUAUGAUGAUAUAUAUGAAGGAGAAAAUAUUGGUUUAAUUUAUGGAGAUAAAUUUCAUAAUUAUUCGGAAAAAAAUGAAUUUCAUCUAAAAAAAGAACCAAGACUUUUCAUAUAUGAAUUAAUGAAGAAAUAUAAAGUUACUCAUGUCUUUUGUGCUCAUCUACAUGCUAACAGAGAAAAUGAUAUUGAUCAUAAUAUAAAACAAAUUACUAUAUCAGCCGUGGGUAUGCAAGCAAAGGAUGACAAGUCAGGUAUAUUUAUAGUACAAGUUACAGAAGAUAAGGUAGAUUAUAAAUAUUAUCCUUUUGAAUAUGUGCCCAACUAUAUAAAAGCCUAA
Messenger RNA from Plasmodium falciparum 3D7, 897 nucleotides. RefSeq names its product putative serine/threonine protein phosphatase CPPED1 (gene CPPED1). Gene Ontology annotation, molecular function: hydrolase activity; protein serine/threonine phosphatase activity. Lineage: Eukaryota; Apicomplexa; Aconoidasida; Haemosporida; Plasmodiidae. The record is from RefSeq and is a predicted model, not a curated record.